Pygocentrus nattereri (red-bellied piranha) is the source of this 3931-nucleotide messenger RNA. It is a transcript of the gene cratb, whose product is annotated as carnitine O-acetyltransferase b. Gene Ontology annotation, cellular component: peroxisome. The record is from RefSeq and is a predicted model, not a curated record. Gene Ontology annotation, molecular function: carnitine O-acetyltransferase activity. Gene Ontology annotation, biological process: carnitine metabolic process, CoA-linked. Bases 288 to 2153 code for a protein of 621 amino acids. The transcript is spliced from 15 exons. NCBI's taxonomy places the organism in Eukaryota, Metazoa, Chordata, Actinopteri, Characiformes, Serrasalmidae.
GUUCCCUCUUCCUCCUCCUCCUGUCUGUCGUGCUGGGGAUCACGAACUCAGCCCAAACCCAGACAAACAACGACCCUCGGUCUGCGCGGCCCGGAGGAGAGAAGGCGCUGCUGAGAGUGAGGGUCACUCGGGCGCUCUAGCCUUCCGCCUGACCAACUUUAUUCUCCUGACCAACAGGGCUGCAUGAAGCUGCUGCGCCUCUGCUCCUCUUCACCUCUCCAGACUUUUAUGAACUCCAUCUCCUCCACCUCCCCAGCCUGAGCUGCUCCCCUCUCAGCCGUACAGCUAUGAUCCUGGAGAAACUGUCCAGAGCAAACUUCGUCCUGCGCUCCACGGCCUUGGUGAGGCAGGCCCACUCCUCUUCCUCCUCCUCUUCCUCUACCUCCGUGCCUCCUCAGCCAGUGCCCCCCCUUGCCCAUACCCUGCAGAAGUACCUGACCGCCCUGCAGCCCCUCCUGCCGCCCGAUGAGCUUGAGCACACCCGCAAGAUGGUCCAGCGCUUCGGUAGUCCAGGAGGUCUGGGCAAGAAGCUGCAGCAGGGCUUGGAGAAGAGGGCCAGGCACAGUCACAACUGGAUAACAGACUGGUGGGUGCAGUGGGCGUACCUGGAGAGCCGUCAGCCUUUGGCGGUCCACUCCAACCCGGCCAUCUCUCUGCCCAGACAGGACUUCAGUGACUGGAGGGGUCAGCUAGUGUUUGCAGCGAAGCUGAUUUCUGCAGUGCUGGACUUCAAGGCCCGAGUGGACAAUGGUCAUUUGCCUGUAGAGUAUAUGCGUGGUAGGCCGUUGUGUAUGGAGCUGUAUCCUCAGCUCUUUUCGUCCUGCCGCGUUCCUGGACCGAAGCAUGAUCACGUGGUCCAUUACGGCCGGCCCCGUCGUGGCCCCACCCACAUCACUGUCGUCCGCAACUACCAGUUCUUCCAGCUGGACGUGUACAAUAGUGACGGCACUCCACUCACUCAGGGUCAGAUUCACGCUCAGCUGUGCCGCAUUCGCUCCCAGUCAUGGAAGACUGAUAAAGAGCCCAUGGGUAUCCUGACCAGUGAACACCGGCACACCUGGGGUCAGGCCUACAACCGCCUACUGCACGACAGGAUCAAUAAGGAGUCGGUGAGGCUGAUUGAGAAGGGCAUCUUCACGCUGUGUCUCGACUCCCCUGUCAUGAGGAUCUCCGAUGAGAAGUACGCAAGUCGAAUGGCAGCUCAGAUACUGCAUGGAGGAGGAACUUACUCCAACAGCGGGAACCGCUGGUUUGAUAAGACAGUACAGUUUGUGGUAGGCGAGGAUGGUUCUUGGGGUCUCCUGUAUGAGCAGGCCACGGCUGAAGGCCCUCCAGUAUCAACACUGCUGGACCACGUUCUGCAGUACUGUAAGAAGACUGAUACAGUUAGAGCUCCUCUCAUUCCUUUGCCGAUGCCAAAGAAGCUCUACUUCUACAUCGACCCAGCAAUCAAAUGGGACAUUGAGAUGGCCAAACAGAACCUGGACAUCCUCAUCAACGACCUGGACAUCACCUGCUUUAACUUCCAGCGCUUUGGGAAGGAGUUCCCAAAACGGCUCCGCCUCAGCCCCAACUCCGUCAUCCAGGUGGCCAUCCAGCUGGCCUACUACAGAGUGCACAGCGAGGUGUGCGCUGCGUGUGACAUUGCCUCCCUCCGAAUGUUCCGGGGGGGACGCACUGACUACAUACGCUCCCCCACGAAUCAGAUGCUGAGCUUCAUUCAGGCCUUUGAUGACCCCGCCGUCUCUAGAGAAGCCAAGAUUGAGCUGCUCAGAGAGGCUGCGGAGGCAUACAGUCAGCUCACAGAUCAGGCGCUUCACGGCCAUGGCAUAGAUCGCCACUUGCUGGGCCUGAAGCUGCAGGCCAUUGAGGAGGGACUGAGUGUGCCCAGAAUGUUCAUGGACACGGCUUAUGGGCUGGCCACACACUGGAAACUCAGAACGGGACAGGUUCCCACUAACACGGACAGCGUGAUGUGCUUUGGGCCUCUGGUUCCAGACGGCUACGCGGUGUGCUACAACCCGCAGCCGGACCACGUUCACUUCUCCGUCACGGCCUUCAACUGCUGUGAGGAGACCAAUGCAGAGAAGCUGGCCGACACUCUGGAGAGCACCCUCUGUGAUAUACAGGAGCUACUGCACCCCCCUGCGUAGCGCUGUCUCGAACUUGAUUGAUUGACCUGAAGGACUCAGUGAACCUGUAAGAACCUCAGAUAGCCUCUUUAACCGCCUUGUUUGUCAUCAGGAGGAUUCCCCUUCAUGGAGAGCAGAGUGGUCAGGAGUAUAGAACAAGCUUCAGACACCCCUUUAUCCUUUGGGUUAAAGGCCCAUCCAUCCAUCCAUCCAUUUUCCAAGGCGCUUCUCCGUCAGGGUCGCGGGGGGACGCCGGAGCCUAUCCCAGCAGUCUUCGGGUGGAAGGCGGUUAAAGGCCCGUUUUAUAAUUAUAAUAAUAAUAAUAAUAAUAAUAAUAAUAAUAAUAAUGAAGUGGCUUAGAAAAUGGAUGGAUGGAUGGAUAAUAAUAAAAUAAAUAAGUUCAGGAGUUUAAAACAAGCAUAAACUCGUGUGUGUGUGUGUGUGUGUGUUAAUAGCACAUUAAAUAAUAAUAAUAGUAAUUAAAAAAAUGAAACAAGGAAUAAUAAACUCCAUGAUAAUUUCCCAUUUAAAACUUGAAAUAUUUGUCUUGGUAGGUAGAAAGUGAUAUAGGUUAACACGUAUUAUGAGCCCCAGUUGUUAGAAAGCUGGGGAGAAUGCCUUUAUUUUCUACUUCCAUCAUCUGUUAUUUGGCUAGACGCUCUAGCAGUCUUUGUGAUGUUAAAAAACGACUGCUAGACUGAAUAAUGCUAACGUUUGUGCUUGUGUUAAUGGCACGGCUAAUUUAGCAUUCUUGGGUUAGCUGCUUUUACCCUGUCAAACAUGUUUCUGAUCUCUGACCCCAAAAAAACUUCUUUGGCUUGACCAAAUAAUGCUAAUGCUUGUGCUCAUGCUAAGAGUAGCUGCUAACUCAGUGUGGCCACAUUUGUGCAUUUGUGGACGAUGGUACAAUCCAUUGUUAUCAAUCUAGCAUUUGUAGCUAUUACCACUUUUUUUGGAAACCUGUUUCUUAUUUGUAACCCUAAAAUCCUCUUUAGCUCAACCAAAUAAUGUCAGCGUUCAAGUCCAGGCUAAGAUUCUGUUAAAUGUGACCAGCAGUUAGCCAGUAGUAAAGAUUGGCCUGAGUUAAGUAGUAAGUUUUAGUUUUUGGUCAUAAGCAUGAUGUGAUUUUAUUUGUUUGUUUUGUUUUGUUGCUUUUUUUUUUGCCCAUCUGUGCUCAUGCUAGGUGGCACUGCUAACUUAAAAUGCUUGCUAGCCACUCAUGUACAUUUGUGGAUGCUGGCAUUCAUGCACUGCUAGCUUUCAUGCUUUGUUAGCAUGCUAGCAUUUUUGGCUAAAUCGCCUCUGUUCCCAGACCUAUUUCUAGUCUGUUACCCUAAAAUCAUCAUUAGCUCUACCAAUUAAUGCAAAUGUUUGUGCUAUGGCCAAGUUUAAUCACUUAGCCAGUAAGUUAGCCAGCUGAAUUUAAUUUAAAUAUGACCAGUUAGCCAGUUAUAAUGUUUGACCUGCACCCAAAACCCAACAACAUUGCUUAUUCCCUCUUUAAAUCCUCAGUGAGGCUGAUUUGAGGACCGAGUUUGAGCUCUUUUGCUAUUUUUGUUCAUUUUUUUUUUCUCAACUUCAUAGUAUAAACUGGGCCAUCUGUGAUUUGACUGUGCUUGCAUAACAGGGUUCAACAAUAUUUCUAGGCAAAGCGACUUUGACGAUUUUGAAACCAAAUACAGACUCAGUAAAGCUGAUGUAUAUUAAGUUAUACAUUUAUUUAGGAAUGAAAACAUUGUGGAAGCUUUAAAAGGAAAGUAUUAAAGAGAAAAAUGAAGCUUGGAGGAGGCUUCACUGAA